Molecule: messenger RNA, 1360 nt
Organism: Vicia villosa (hairy vetch)
Lineage: Eukaryota; Viridiplantae; Streptophyta; Magnoliopsida; Fabales; Fabaceae
Product: E3 ubiquitin-protein ligase RDUF2-like
Exons: 1
Coding region: 137-1207 (356 amino acids)
Biological process (GO): protein ubiquitination
Cellular component (GO): cytoplasm
Molecular function (GO): ubiquitin protein ligase activity
Source: RefSeq, a predicted model, not a curated record
GAAAAACGCGUAGUUAAAAUUUUCUUCUUUCCCUAACCCCUUAUAUCAACCUUUCUCUCUUUAUCGUUCCUCUCACAACUAAAACCAAAAAAAAAAAAACUUCAUUUCUAUCCGAGUCAACUCAUUCUGAAACUAAAUGAACUCGGACACGCUUCCCUCCUCCACGGCGUCGUUUUGGUGCUAUAGCUGCACGCGUUUCGUUCACCUUUUGGAUCACAACGACGUCGUUUGUCCCCACUGCACAAGCGGUUUUGUGGAAGAGAUUCACGCCGGUAACUCUCCGGCUGUUUCCUUGUUCGCAGACGGAAUCCAUUCUUCCAGGAGACAAACCUCCCGCCGGAGACGUCGUAACGCUGGCAACAGAUCGCCUUUCAAUCCUGUAAUCGUGCUUCGCGGACCUAGAGAGGACAACGGCGGUAGCGGCGGCGGUGAAAGUGAGGGGAGUAGCUUUGAAUUGUAUUAUGAAGACGGCAACGGCGCCGAUCUACGUCCGCUCCCGCCGAAUAUGUCAGAGUUAUUGCUUGGUUCAGGUUUUGAUCGGUUGCUUGAGCAAUUCUCUCAGAUCGAAAUCAACGGUUUCGGUAGGGCGGAGAAUCCACCAGCGUCAAAGGCGGCGAUAGAGUCAAUACCAACCGUCGAUAUCACCGACGCAGAGGUGGAAGAAGAAACGCACUGUGCGGUUUGCAAAGAAGCAUUCGAGCUUGGUUCGGAGGCGCGUAAGAUGCCGUGCAAGCAUCUUUACCAUUCCGAUUGCAUUCUCCCAUGGCUCUCUAUGCGAAACUCAUGCCCGGUCUGCCGCCACGAGUUACCUUCCGAUCAAAACCAAAAUCAAAACCCCUCGGAGACUAGAUUAUCUGGUCAGAGUCAGACCGACGAAGAAGCGGUUGGUUUGACGAUAUGGAGAUUACCAGGAGGUGGAUUCGCCGUCGGGAGAUUCACCGGUGGCCGGAGAGCCGGUGAGAUUCAGUUACCGGUUGUUUACACAGAGAUGGACGGCGGUAAUAACUCAAACGAAGAUUCUAGAAGCGUCUCUUUGGCAGUAGGAAGCAAUAGAGUUAGAGAGAGACGUGGCUUUCGCAGAAUUUUUCGUAAUUUUUUAUCGUUUUUUGGUUCCGUUAAUUUAAACCGUAGCCGUAGCGUUUCUGGUUCUGGUUCAUUUUUUAGUAGAAGUUCACGGCGAAGAAGCAGAACUUGGGUAACGGAAUAAUUAUUUGGUUACUGUUGAGAUGAAGUUAUGUUUGAAAAGCAAUUAAAUUAAAUUAUUCAUUUAGUGUAAAAUUAAUUAAUGAUUUAGUAGUUGAUUCUUUUGUAAGAAUUUCAUUAAGAUUGCUAAUGCAAUACAGAAUUAUCCAAUUUGCAA